CCGGAGAAGGGAGAAAGCAGGCAGGCCGAGCCGCUCUGACACAGGCUCCGGCUGCCCAAUCCCGCGGCGCCGAGGGCCUGGUUCGCAACCAAAGGGAGGGAGCUGCCUUGCCGAAGCGGGGCGGGGGCUGCAGCCUCUCAAGAGGCGGAGGCGCCGGCGCACGAAGCCGGCUGGAAGGAGGGAAGGUAGGGGAGAGGGGGUUGGCGUUGCUGCCGUGUCGUGCCGCCAUGGCCGCCUCGCCCUGGCUGCGCUGGGGCCCAUGGCUGCUGCUGCUGCUCCUUGCCGCCCCCCUGGCCUCCUUGUGGGGCAGCCCGGCGGAGGAGGGCGGAGGCGGGGCGAGGGCCGCGGAAGGAGGAGGCGGAGGACGGGACGCAGAACCCGGCGGGGCCCAGGCCGACGAGCAGCAGCACCACGACUCGUCCUACGGCACCUUCGCCAGCGAGUUUUACGAUAUGCGCUUCCUCUCCGAGGAGGGCUAUCCUUUUCCUACUGCCCCUCCAGUGGAUCCAUUUGCAAGAAUUAGAGUGGAUGACUGUGGAAAAACAAAAGGCUGCUUUAGGUAUGGUAAACCAGGAUGUAACGCAGAGACUUGUGAUUACUUUCUCAGUUAUCGCAGAAUAGGAACUGACAUAGAGUUUGAGUUGAGUGCUCAGACAGAUGGUUGGGUGGCCGUAGGAUUUUCCUCAGAUAAGAAAAUGGGUGGAGAUGAUGUCAUGGCUUGUGUUCAUGAUGACAAUGGAAGAGUCAGAAUUCAUCACUUCUACAAUGUUGGUCAAUGGGCAAAAGAAAUUCAAAGGAAUCCUGCAAGGGAUGAAGAGGGUAUUUUUGAAAAUAAUCGUGUAACAUGUCGAUUCAAGCGUCCUGUGAAGGUUCCCAGGGAUGAAACAAUUGUAGAUCUUCAUCUGAGCUGGUAUUAUUUAUUUGCUUGGGGGCCAGCAAUUCAAGGUUCUAUAACUCGGCAUGACAUAGAUUCUCCUCCAGUCUCAGAGAGGGUGGUCAGUAUUUACAAAUAUGAAGACAUUUUUAUGCCAUCAGCUGCCUAUCAGACCUUCUCUUCUCCAUUCUGCUUGCUGCUUAUCGUUGCACUGACAUUUUAUUUAUUGAUGGGAACUCCAUGAUGAGAAAUACAGCACUUGCAGUAAACUGAGACAAUUUGUGAGUUUUGCUCAGGAUGGGAGCCUUUUUGUAUUAGAAUUUUUAUUGCUGGAAACCUUGUAAUUUAUUGACAGCUUCUGCUCCUUAAAGGACAAAAUUGUGAGCUCACUCUUGACUGAGCCAUAGAUAUGUGCCAAAUAAUCAUGACAUUUUGAAACAAAUGUAAUGGACUGAACACUUAUAAAAAAAGAUAUACCAUAGCUUGUUUUAUGAAAAUUGAGGUUGUGUUCCUAAAAACACUUAUUAAGGAUAAAGUUUCAGGAAUAUUCAGAGUAAAUCUGCACAGGACAGCACUAUACAAAACUGUAGUAGAAAACAUCUGACCUAUGGGUACAAUCCAGCUCAUGGAUUUUCCCUAUUUGGCCUGAAAUCAAGACCACCCCAUGGAUAAGGAGUUGGAAUGAAACAGGUUUAUCUAGCACUUGUUUUAAUUAAGAGCAACCAACUUAACUCCUUGCCCUUCCUUCCUGCAUAAAGGAGGAGGAAGAGAAAAAUUGGUAUCCUGCUGAACAUCAGGAGGAAGAAAUUGGGACCUGAUGAUGAUAUGAAGCAGGACAAGUCCCCAAAUGACACCUGCCAUGGACAGAAUCCAGUCCCCACAUUUUAGUUCUCAAGCUCUUUUUAAAGCGGUGGGUAGGAUCUUAGUAUGCAGGUGGCUCUCCGUUGUCAUGGAUUCUACAUCCACAGAUUCUGCUAUCCAUGCUUGAAAAACAUUUCUUUAAAAAUCAAGAAGGCAAACUUUGAUUUUGUCGUGUUAUAUAAGGGGCAUCAUUUUACUGUAUCACUGUAUAUAAUGGUUCUUAAUCCACCAAUUUUAGUAUCUAUGGGGGUCCUGGAGUCACACUCCUGUGGGUACUAAGGGACCACUGUAUUCUGGGAAUGUGUACAAUUGUCAGCCAGCAGAGAAGGCUCAAUCCAUUAAUGGGUUAAUUCCUGUUGCUAUCUACCUAGUCCAGAUAGCAACAGACAAGCUAGAAGUAAUGCAGCAAAAAUACUGCACUUCUUAAAAUGAACCUAAAAUAGUCCUCAUCUUUUGCUGCUUCAGUUCUUCUUGUAUUACCUAAGAGAGGUCUUACGUCUGUCUAUUCCACUUUAUGUGCCCUUAUUUCUGUCAUUUAAAUCUCUCUUGUUUCCCUUCUUCAUUCUUUUCAGAAAGCAUCCCUAAAAUAUUCUUUCGAUUUAGGAAAGGAAGAAGGGUCAGACACCGAUGACCAAAAAACAAACAAGGGAGGGACAUUUCAGUUUUAAUGAUAUUGUAUCUUCCAGGAAUAUGCCAUGGUGUAAUACUCUAUAUCCUAAACUUAAAACGUCUGCUCAUGUUGCCCCCACCCUCCUGAUUUCAAAGAUCUCAUUAAGUCAGGGUGGACUCACCUAUGCAGGUAGAAAAGGUAUAAAUAUAACUUCAAAAUUAUACAACCGGAGGCAAUUGAAUUUCACACAUUCCCUGUUAUUGAUAGCACAGUUUCUGCUGUCAUUUCAGGUGCUCUGGCAUCUAAUCAAAGUGAUUUUCUUAAGUGAGGCCCCUUGUGGGGAGAAGGGCGGGGUAGAAAUGUACGAAAUAAAUCUGUAUCUAUAUCUUUAUCUAUAUCUAUAUCUAUCUAUCUAUCUAUCUAUACAUAUAAUAAAAGUCAAAGUUUGUAUGCAGAGGACAAAAGUGUGGCGGUGCGACGGGAGGAGUAUGUGCCAGUGUUCUGAUUGGCUGCCGCUGUGGUGCUAUUUGCAUAUGGUCUCUUAUUGCCCAGCUUCAAUAGGAGCCCCUGGUGGAGAAAAGAGUUCAUGACAAAAACGGGGACAUGAGAAGGAAAUUUGCAUAUGAUCUCUGAUUGGCCAGCCUCAAUUCCAAGAUUCCGAGAUGACAAAGAGAGGAAAGGAAAAGGCUAGGGGCUGAGUCAGAAAAUUACCAAUACAGACCAAACUUGGCACACAGAGCCUGCAAGACCCACUCUACAUCCUACUGCAACCAUGGAUGAUGGGACUUGCAGUACUACCACUCACAUUCUGAGACCACUGUGAACCUCAUCCAGUGACUGAUCAGGACCAAACUUUGCACAUAGACCUCUCAUGACCCACCUUACGUCCUGGUGUGGUUUGGCUGGGGAUGGACCAUGGAUUAUUUAUUUAUUUAUUUAUUUAUUUUGCUUAUAUACCGCUGUUCUCAGCCCGGGGGCGACUCACAGCGGUGUACAACAUAGAAAGAACAAAAUUCAAAACACAGUAUAAAAAACAAUUCGUAUAAAAAACAAUCCGGCAUUAUACAAAAACAUCAUCAUUGCUAUGAAACCAUUCAGCGUCGUCUCAUCGUCCAAAUCACAAUCCAGUAUCAUUUUCCGUUGUUCCAUUCCUAUAGUCAUUACCAAUCAUUGCACUUCUUGUUCGAACGCCUUCUUGAACAACCAAGUCUUUAAUUUCCUGCGGAAUAUCAUCAAGGAAGGAGCCAGUCUAAUGUCCACGGGAAGGGUGUUCCACAGCCGAGGAGCCACCACCGAGAAGGCCCUAUCUCUCGUCCCCGCCAGCCGUGCUUGUGAAGCGGGUGGGAUCGAGAGCAGGGCCUCCCUGGAAGAUCUCAAAGUCCUGGUGGGCUCAUACGCCGAGAUGCGGUCGGAUAGGUAUCUUGGGCCGGAACCGUUUAAGGCCAACGCCAGCACCUUGAAUUGAGCCCGGUAGCAAAUCGGCCGCCAGUGGAGCUGGUACAGCAAGGGGGUUGUAUGCUCCCUGCGUCCCGCUCCUGUUAGUAUCAUGGCUGCCGCACGUUGGACCAAUUGAAGCUUCCGGGCCGUCUUCAAAGGCAACCCCACGUAGAGAGCGUUGCAGUAAACGGGAUGUGACCAGAGCGUGGACUACCGUGGCCAAGUCAGACUUCCCAAGGUACGGGUGCAGCUGGCGCACGAGCCUCAGCUGUGCGAAUGCUCCCCUGGUCACCGCCGAGACCUGGGGCUCCAGGCUCAGUGACGAAUCCAGGAUCACACCCAAGCUGCGAACCUGCGCCUUCAAGGGGAGUGCGACCCCAUCCAGCACAGGCUGUAACCCUAUACCCUGUUCGGCCAUGCGACUGACCAGGAGUACCUCUGUCUUGUCUGGAUUAUGGGACUUGCAGUACCUUUGCUCAAUUCUUGAGACCACUGCAACCCUCAUCCAAUUACCGAUAAAGACCAAACUUGGCACACUGAGUCUCCAUGAUGCACUCUACAUCCUGGUGCAGUUUGGAGGGGGAUGCACCAUGGACGAUGGGACUUGCAAUACCUGCACUCCCUUCCUAAGACCAUUACAACUGCCAACAAUGAUGGAUCAGGUCCACAAUUUACACAGAGAGCCCGCAUGACCCAUUCUACAUCCUGGUGCAGUUUGGAAGAAUUUGACAAUGGAUGAUGGGACUUGCAGUCACUUCACUCACUUCCUGAGACCACUGAGACCCUCGCCAAUGACUGAUAAAGACCAAACUUGGCACACAGAGUCCCCAUGACCCACUCUACAUCAUGCUGCUGUUUGGAGGAGGGUGGACCAUGGAUGAUGGGACUUCAGGUACCUUCACUCACUUCCUGAAAACAAUGCAGCCGUUAUCCAAUGACCAAUAAGGACUAAACUUGGCAUACAGAGCCCCCAUGACCCAUUGGAGGAGGGUGGACCAUGGAUGAUGGGACUUCAAGUACCUCCACUCCCUUCCCAAGAUGGCUGCAACCCUCAUAUAAUGUCCAAUCAAGACAAAACUUGGCACACAGAGCCCCCAUGACCCACUCUAGAUCCCGAUGCUGUUUGUAGGAGGAUGGAUGAUGGGACUUGCAGUACCUUCAUUCACUUCCUGAAACCACAGCAACACUUAUCCAAAUACCAAGAAAGACCAAACUUGGCACAGAGAGCCCCCUUGGCCAACUCAACAUUCUGGUGAGGUUUGGGGGAGAAAAGACUAUGGAUGAUGGGACUUCCAAUACCUUACCUCACUUCCUGAGACCAAUGAUUGAUCAAGAUCACACUUGGCACACAGAACCCUCAUGAACCACUCUCCAUCCUGGUGCAGUUUGGAGGAGGAUGGACCACAGAUGAUGGGACUCGCAGUACCUUCACUAACUUCCUGAGACCACUGCGAGCCAUAUAAAUAACUGAUAAAGACCAACUUUAAUAGACAAUUCCUUUCUCAAAUAACCCGGGCAGCUCCGGGUCCCCAAGCUAGUAUAUAAUAAAAGUCAAAGUUUGUAUGCGGUGGAAGGACGUAGGGUGGAGGAGUUUGUGGCAGCUUUCUGAUUGGCUGCCACUGUGGUGCUAUUUGCAUAUGAUCUCUGAUUGGCCAGCCUCAGCAGGACCUGUGGCGAAGAGGGUUAAUGAGAGAAGCGGGGACAUGAGAGAAGGAAAUUUGCAUAUGGUUUCUAACUGGCCACCCUCAGCAGCAGCCCCUGGUGGCGAAGAGGGUUAAUGAGAGAAGCGGGGACAUGAGAAAAGCCUCCCACAAGGAUGGUAAAACAUCAAAACAUCCUGGCGUCCCCUGGGUAACGUCCUUGCAGACGGCCAAUUCUCUCACACCAGAAAAGUUUCUCAAGUUGCUCCGGACAUGACAAAAAAAAACCUCAAAAAACCAAAAAAACAUUCUAACAUUCUCAAAUGGAUGAGAAGAGAAAGGAAAGGGCCUGAGGGAUUUGCAUUACCUUCACUCACUUGACAUCCUACUGCAGUUUGGAGGAGGAUGGACCAUGGAUUAUGGGACUUGCAGUACCAUCACUCACUUUCUGAGACUGCUGUGACCUUCAUCCAAUGACUGAUCUACACCAAACUUGGCACAUAGACCUCUCAUGACCCAAGCCCUGGUGUGGUUUGGCUGGGGAUGGACCAGGGAUUAUGGGACUUGCAGUAUCUUCGCUCAAUUCCUGAGACCACUGCAACCCUCAUCCAAUUACUGACAAAGACCAAACUUCGCACACUGAGUCUCCAUGAUGCACUCUACAUCCUGUUGCUGUUUGAAGGAAGAUGCACCAUGGACAAUGGGACUUGCAAUACAUGCACUCCCUUCCUGAGACCAUUACAACUGCCAACAAUGAUGGAUCAGGAUCACAAUUCACACAGAGAGCCCGCAUGACCCAUAUCUACAUCCUGGUGCGGUUUGGGAAAAAAUUGGAGAUGGAUGAUGGGACUUGCUGUAACUUCAGUCACUUCCUGAGACCACUGAGACCCUCGCCAAUGACUAAUCAAGACCAAACUUGGCACACAGAGCCCCCAUGACCCACUCUACAUCCCGGUGCUGUUUGAAGGAGGACGGACAAUGGAUGAUGGAACUUGAAGUACCUUCACUCACUUCCUGAAACCACAGCGACACUCAUCCAAAUACCAGUAAAGACCAAACGUGGCACAGAGAGCCCCCAUGGCCAACUCAAUAUCCUGGUGAAGUUUGGGGGAGAACAGACUGUGGAUGAUGGGACUUCAAGUACCUCCACUCACUUCCUGAAACCACAGCGAC
Messenger RNA from Anolis sagrei ordinatus, 6595 nucleotides. RefSeq names its product ferric chelate reductase 1 like (gene FRRS1L). Lineage: Eukaryota; Metazoa; Chordata; Lepidosauria; Squamata; Anolidae. The record is from RefSeq and is a predicted model, not a curated record. Gene Ontology annotation, biological process: regulation of postsynaptic membrane neurotransmitter receptor levels; regulation of glutamate receptor signaling pathway.